Scleropages formosus (Asian bonytongue) is the source of this 1569-nucleotide messenger RNA. RefSeq names its product phosphatidylinositol-4-phosphate 5-kinase-like 1 (gene pip5kl1). Gene Ontology annotation, biological process: phosphatidylinositol phosphate biosynthetic process. Gene Ontology annotation, molecular function: 1-phosphatidylinositol-4-phosphate 5-kinase activity. Bases 209 to 1558 code for a protein of 449 amino acids. Gene Ontology annotation, cellular component: plasma membrane. The record is from RefSeq and is a predicted model, not a curated record. The transcript has 10 exons. NCBI's taxonomy places the organism in Eukaryota, Metazoa, Chordata, Actinopteri, Osteoglossiformes, Osteoglossidae.
ACCGACCGCAUUUCUAGACCAGGCAGAAGAAAAACCCCGCGGAAGAGCGACGCGACGGGAUCGAGAGCCGUGCGCGUUCACGGCGAGACGCGGCCACACGCACAGUCACGCGCGUAUCGGCCACGGGCGCGCGAGACGCGCGCAUCUCCGGGAGCGCAGGAUAGAUGAGUGGAAAUGAGUGACGGCGAGGUAUGAGGGAGUCGCGCGGAUGGAGGCAUCGGAGGCAGCACCGCAUCACUCUCACACUCCGAAACGGCGCCUGUGGCGGGGUCUGCGGCAGCAGUGGAAGCUGCUGGGGCUGUUUGAGGUCGACCCACGGCACGAGUUCUAUGGCUUCACCUGCAUGAUGAAGGAGGGGCUGUCAGCUGCUGUGCAGAACACUAUCGAUAACCCGGUGCCGGAUGAACUUUCUGAAGAAGACUUUGAUAUGGAAGUCACCCAGAUACAUGAGGGCUUCCGGAUGGAGACGUAUGCGGGACCCGUGUUUGCCUGGCUACGCCGCUGCCUCGGCAUGGAUGAGAGAGAGUACCAGCGCUCGCUUGCCUCCCAUGGCUGCUACCUGCAAUUUAUCAGCAACUCCAAGAGCAAAGCUGAUUUCUUCCUCACAAAUGACAAGAGGUUCUUCCUGAAGACACAGAGUAAGCGGGAAGUAAACUUUCUUCUGUCCAACCUGAGGAUCUACCUGGAACACCUGGAGAAGUACCCACACUCCCUGCUGGUGAAGUUCCUAGGUGUCCAUCGGCUCAAAAUUCCUCGCCAAAAACUGAAAUAUUUUAUUGUGAUGCAAAGCGUCUUCUACCCAGAUGAGAGGAUUCAGGCCAGGUAUGACUUUAAAGGCUGCGAGGUGAGUCGCUGGACCGAUCCAGCCCCAGAGGGGAGCCAGGUCAUCGUUGUCCUGAAGGACUUGAACUUUGAGGGGAAGCAGAUCGUCCUAGACCAGCAGCGCUCCUGGUUCCUGCGCCAGGUGGACAUUGACACAAGCUUCCUGCAGAGGCUCAACGUGCUCGACUACAGCCUGCUGUUGGCCCAUCAGCCGCUGCACCAAGAUGAGCGGCAGCAGGGCCUCUCCUUUGCCACGCUUGUCAUGCGCACUGCCAAGUCAAUGAAUGUGGGUUCUAGCCCCUCCCAGAGCAGCCAUGCCUCUGUUCCAGGGGCUGUCCCAGAGGAGGACUCCACCCUCUUGGUGGCACAGCUGGAUCGGCAGACAGAUCGCUGCCGUGUUGUGGAGACGCGCCUCAUUGAUGGGCGAGACCUGCAGUCCGAAAGCCCUGGGGGGCAGGCCUUGGGAGCAGAGGUGGGCACGGACUCUGAACUGGAGGAGAUCUGGGCCCAAAACCGACGGCUACUGCCUGGCACCAAAAACCCACUUCACGUCAUUGAUGGCCCGGAGCUACGCUACUUUGUGGGCAUCAUCGACAUCUUCACUGUCUACGGUUUCAGGAAGAAGCUGGAGCACCUGUGGAAGCGGCUGCGCUAUCCAGGCAGGACUUUUUCCACUGUAAGCCCACCAGCGUAUGCCUGCCGCCUCCGCCAAUGGGUACAGGGUCACACCCAGUGAGGUGCCGCAGU